UUUCUCCUCCUCUUUCUAAUCUCUCUCUGCUCAGAGUCCUUGGGGGCGUUAGGUUUCCGUCGCAAGCUCUGUUAGGGUUCACUUUAGGGUUUUCGCCGUUGCCUGGAAGCCAUGGCGGAACACGAGGAGGGCGCCGGUUCGGUGAUCGAAAGCGUGGUGGAGAAGAUACAAGAGAAACUGCAUCACGAGGACUCGUCGUCGUCCUCCGAUUCUGACGACGACAAGAAGAAGCCGUCCGUCUCGUCCGCUGUUUACCGGCUGUUCGGCAGAAAGCAGCCCGUACACAACGUGCUCGGUGGUGGAAAGCCUGCUGAUAUUUUUCUAUGGAGAAAUAAGAAGAUUUCAGCUGGCAUGCUUGGUGGAGUUACUGUGGUCUGGCUUCUUUUUGAGUGGCUUGGAUAUCAUCUGCUCACCCUUGUUUGCCAUUUUCUCAUACUCGUGUUGGCAAUUCUAUUUCUCUGGUCCAAUGCAACUUCAUUCAUCAACAAGGCUCCACCAAAAAUACCAGAAGUCCAUAUCCCAGAGGAUGUUGUUGUGAACCUUGCCCGUGGGCUGAGGUUUGAACUUAACCGGGCAUUUGCUCUUCUACAUGAGGUGGCUUUAGGGCGUGAUCUUAAGAAAUUUCUUGGUGUGAUCGCUGGGCUUUGGAUUCUCUCUGUUGUUGGGAGUUGGUGCAACUUCCUUACUCUGUUCUACAUAGCUUUCGUGACGUUGCACACAGUACCAGUAUUGUACGAGAAAUAUGAAGAUCAGAUUGAUUCUGCAGCGGAGAAGGCUGGUAUUGAAAUCAAGAAGCAAUAUGCGGUGUUUGAUGCUAAGGUGUUAAGUAAAAUCCCCAAGGGGCCAUUGAAAGAAAAGAAAUUCUAAGAACCAAGGGGCUUUUUAGCAUCUGUACUUCUGGAUGGGUUUUGCACUUUUCAAGGGUUCACUAGCUUCUUAUCCGCUGUCAACUUUAAUCCCUUGUAAAAUUAUCUGGCCUGCUGAACCAUCCCAGAAUGUUAUAUAUGCGGGAUUGUCUGUUAUCAGCUGUUUCCCUGUCGGCUUUAUUUUCAGAUUUGUGUAACCAUGGAUUCACAUAGGAUUUUCGUGAGUGGGUAAUGUGUUACCAAAUUUCAUGUCCUAUCGGUCCGUGUUCAUGCUUUUCUUCAUGUUUUUCUGUAAGAACGUUUCGUUCUAUGUUUAUGUUACAUUUGCAUGCUCA
Nymphaea colorata (pocket water lily) is the source of this 1201-nucleotide messenger RNA. Its product is annotated as reticulon-like protein B1. The record is from RefSeq and is a predicted model, not a curated record. Bases 112 to 867 code for a protein of 251 amino acids. The transcript has 5 exons. NCBI's taxonomy places the organism in Eukaryota, Viridiplantae, Streptophyta, Magnoliopsida, Nymphaeales, Nymphaeaceae.